UGGCUUAACGCAAUCAUCAGUCCCAUCCUGCACAGAGAGCGAGUCAUAAAACAUGAAGGCUUUGUUACUCUUUGCUGUUUUCUUCUGCUUGGUCCAAGGAAACUCAGGGGACAUACCACCUGGAAUCAGAAACACAGUGUGCCUCAUGCAGCAGGGCCACUGCAGGCUCUUCAUGUGCCAUUAUGGUGAGAGAAAGGGGGACAUCUGCUCUGACCCCUGGAAUAGAUGUUGCGUACCCAACUACAUUAAAGACAGAAGAUAGAAGACUUAGGUUGGGAGAUCUGGGAUGUGGGUUGCAAACUCCUGAAAGGUGGGGACCUGGAAACACCUCAACAACUUUGACUAUGUGUGGCUGAUGGUGCAUGCUCAAUAAACACUUGCUGAAUAAACCUAUCACUGAGGCAGAGGUCCAAUGAAAGGAUUUCAU
Molecule: messenger RNA, 427 nt
Organism: Mastomys coucha (southern multimammate mouse)
Lineage: Eukaryota; Metazoa; Chordata; Mammalia; Rodentia; Muridae
Product: sperm-associated antigen 11
Exons: 2
Coding region: 53-262 (69 amino acids)
Biological process (GO): antimicrobial humoral immune response mediated by antimicrobial peptide
Cellular component (GO): extracellular region
Source: RefSeq, a predicted model, not a curated record